AUGUUAGCAACGCCUAUUAAACCUGCACGGGGUCCACCGGACGAGAAUCAAACGCAGAUUAGCUUGGAGACAAACGCGAGCCAUGUACCCGCAACAUCCGGUAGCACUCUGCUACCUCGACCAGUCGCAUCACUCGUCUCGCUCCUAACUCAAUCGACUUCACUAUCGUUGCGAGUUGGGACCUUCUUUGGUGGGGUCGCCUUGGAUGGAGCGCGGGCAACGACAUUGACGGGUCUGGAACUGGGACGCGCCGUGAUUGAAGGCAUUUUGACAAGGGCUGGGAGAGAUGUUGCGCUUCGCAGUGGCGAUGAACAUGGGAGGAGAGAGGCGGAGUCAUUACUGGAGCGAAGUUUAGCAACUCUGCAUACUACCGUGACCUCGGCGUCAUUCUUUGCAGCGGCCUCGUUUCAUUUCUCGGCUACGACGCUGGCUUCGGUUGCGAAUUUCUCGCAGGCUUUGUUAUCAACUCUCGAUGCCAUUCUAGGAUCUACAGAGUCAUCCAGGGCUAUUGCGGCUAUUAUUACGCUUAUCCGACGCGAGUUUCGAUCUGUUGAUGCCGGCACCAGCAGCGAGAAUAUUGGUGUGGGAGACCUCUUUCUUGGCUCUGUGGGAUUUGCACUUCUGCAACGCUGGGGGAAGAAGAAUACUGAACGUACUCUCCGCCAAAAGGGCGGUGAUGAAGUGGUGUGGGAUACCGUUAUCUUGGACAGCGGUCUCAGAGCUGACGUUGUGGGCACCCAUCAAGUACAAUUUCCAGAUGGAAAUCAGGAAGAACUGGUCGAGCCUGAAGGUGCAUCUUUCAUAAUGCCGGGUCAUGGUGAUGAGGCUUUUGAUGCGGUUCAUCGACGACCAAGCAUUCCAGAAGCCUUUCCUCCAUCUCGACUGUCGUUCCAAUUGGAUGGCCAACAACACGCAUCGGACGAAGAAAUCCGCUCUUAUAUAAUGAGUCAAUUGCCUCAGGGCUGCCAUGCAACUAUCAAAUCAGAGGUUCUUACAGCACGCACAAUAACGGUUGACAUAUUUGAUGACGACAUGGCGGAAAUUGCUGCUCCUCCAGGUACAACGAUGAUCGAAGAGCGCUUCCAUCACGAUCAUGAGUACAGCAAUACUUCGGUGCCAGAAUACCAGCGACUUCCAAAACAUACCGUCGUGUUUCGAACCGCCUUCAACAAGUCGCAGAGCACCGAACUACGUCCUCAUACGGGCUCGCGCGUUCCGAGUCCGACGGAGACGCAACGUCCAAGAGCUUUACCAGGAAGUUCGGUAUCAAAUGGACAUGGCAGAACGCAGAAUAGCCGGCCACAUUCCCAUCAAAACACUCCAGCUGAGACUACAAUUUCUCGACAAGACGCUGUCAGUCCCGGAUCUUCAAGUGAUCAAAGCCAGAAAUCUGGAUUCGGGAAGGGGUCGUUUACAAAAUUGGCGAAAAAAGUCAAGCCGAAUGGACCGACUGAGAGUUCUGAGAGUAGCAAACGGGCUUCACUCAAGAAAUCAGCGUUAAAGACUCCUGGCUCCCUGAGUGCUCCCCGCCAACCCCCUAGGCCAACGAAAGGCGCAUCAUCUGUCAGAGAAGCAACUGCUCGUGAGACCUCUGGCCAACCAGACCCCAAACGUCGACACACCGAGGCAGUUGACUUUCGACCCAACACCCCGGCUCCGAAUAGAGGUUUGCGCAGGUCGCCGUAUCCUCACUCUCCCCAAUCCCCGCAAUCGCCCAGGGCGCAUACCCGACAUGUUCCUCCUCGGAAUAUCCCUGACCGGAGUAGCUCUAGGGCAGGGUACUUUGUCAUGCGUGAGAAGAGCCAGGAGUCGCUUUUGACUCACACGGAUACCUUCUCGCGUCGCAAUGCCGACUUACGCCCUGGCUCGCCCGUGGCUGCAAGAACUCAUGUUCGCAGCAGUAGCUCCAUGUCUUUGACAAGGUCGGAGACGGAUGGGACUGUCCCCGUGAAUGAUCACCGACCCAGCUCGUCGGCGCUGCAUAGACGGUCUCAAUCAUAUACUCCUAGUAUGUACUCGGUCGCUACGGCAGGCUCAGAAACCUCGCUUUUGUUGGCACAUCGGCCCCGCAAAAGUGCAUAUGAGGAUAUGAGUACCAUCCAAGCAUUGAAUCGCGAUGGUGUAGUCCCGGGGAUCUUCCCCGAGAGACACUUUGUGCAAAACAUCCGUCGCUUCUGCCGGUUCUCGUCUGCCUCUUAUGGUGCUAAUGCACUCAAGGUCAUGGGUGUGCCCAAGGGUACAAAGAGUCUUCCUGCGGCUGUGUUGGAUGACCAUGAACACAGCGCAUUUUCAGACCAUGCCGGGCUUCCACCAUCGACUAUCUUGCUCUCUUCUUUCGUUGACCCUGCAGGAGGUACGAAUGCCGCUGGUGAGACGGAGACCGGAUUCCCGCUCGUGCAUUAUCUCUCCAUCGACCAUGAAUCGAAGGCGCUCGUUCUGACACUUCGUGGAACCUGGGGAUUUGAGGAUAUCCUUACGGAUAUGACCUGUGACUACGAUGAUCUGGAAUGGCAAGGCAAGAAUUGGAAGGUGCACAAGGGGAUGCACGCCUCGGCCAAGCGUCUACUUGAAGGUGGUGGUGGUCGAGUGAUGAUCACCUUGCGCGCAGCACUUGAAGAAUUCCAAGACUACGGUGUCGUUCUCUGCGGUCAUUCCCUAGGUGGUGGUGUUGCAGCCUUGCUAGCAACGAUGAUUGCCGAGCCCAGCAGUGCUCUCACGGGCACGUCCUUUGUGACAGCUUCCUAUCAGCCACGUCCCCCGCCUCGCCUGAUCGCCGUCGACAGCGAGACCAGCCAGAGCUCCUCGCCUUCUACAGCAGAAGCACCACCAGCCUACGAUCUACCUCCCGGCCGCCCAAUUCACGUCUACGCCUACGGACCGCCAGCAGUGAUGUCCCCCUUCCUCCGCCUCGCCACCCGAGGCCUCAUCACAACCAUUGUCAACGGCUCAGACGUCGUCCCCAGCCUCUCCCUCGGCAUCCUCCACGACAUGCACACAGCCGCCUCCCUCUUCAAAAGCGACAUCUCCGGCGCAAAAUCGCACGUCCGCCAACGCCUCCACGAAAGCCUCCGCCAAAGCAUCAUCCACAAAUUCUACGUCAACCAACCCCCCCACGUCCUGCACGCAGGCGACGGCGUCGGCGAAGACGCCUGGGCGUGGAAAACGCUCGGCCUAUUACGAGACGAGAUGCGUGCGCCCAAACUCAUGCCGCCCGGCGAGGUCUUCGUCGUCGAGACGAUGCGUGUUUUGCAGCGGGAGGCGUUUACGGCUGUGCCGGAGUUUGACGCAGAUGGGUAUCCAAGGCUUGGGAGGCCGGCGACGAGAGUGCAGAUGCGGUUUGUGAGGGAUGUGGAUGCUUUCUUUGGGGAGUUGAGGUUUGCGUCGGGGAUGUUGAGUGAUCAUAAUCCGGCGAGGUAUGAGACUAGUUUGGCGGCUUUGGCGAGGGGGAUUCUUGAUGAGUGA
This is a messenger RNA of Penicillium subrubescens, 3462 nucleotides long. Its product is annotated as lipase family protein. The coding region runs from base 1 to 3462 and encodes 1153 amino acids. Lineage: Eukaryota; Fungi; Ascomycota; Eurotiomycetes; Eurotiales; Aspergillaceae. The transcript is spliced from 2 exons. The record is from RefSeq and is a predicted model, not a curated record. Gene Ontology annotation, biological process: lipid metabolic process.